CGCCUGUCUCGGAGAUUGAGCCAGCUGAACCUGCUGUUGUCCACUCGUUCGUUCAGGUGUCGACUUUUCAUCCACUUGAGAGCCUUUUAACAAAAACAGCAUUGAUAUAGCACGGAUGGCGUCCGCCGUGCCGGCAGCCGCUUCUCAGGCACCUUGGACUGCCUUCGAGUCCAGGAAGGUUGGCCUUGUUAGUAUCGUGGAGGAAGAGUUAGUAGCGGGCUGUCAAUCACCACUGGCCUCAUCGACUCUCCAAACGCCUCAAUGGCGAGAUGUCGACUACUUUGACAAUGCGAAGAGCUCAAGAGCCAAAGGGCUUGGUGUCACUUCAGCCUCUCAUACUGGCUCUCCCCUGGUGAUGUCUUCGAGGAACAGCUCACCUGGAGCAUCUCCUAAUCCUUCUUCGCCCAGACUUACGACGUUGGGCUGGGGUAUGGUACCACCACGUCAAACCUCACCUUUGGGUACUGCCUCGCCAAUACUAUCUCCUAUGGAGAUCUGGGACAAAGGGCCGUCCGUGGUCCCCAAGCUAUCAUCUGUGAUACCGGAUAUCUCUGACGACGAGGCUUCACGACAUGGUUCGAUCGCCGACAUCGAAAUCAUUCUGCGCAAGGCUUCAAUUGCCCUGUCUCAGCUCGACGGAUACACGACCACAAAAUCCGACAUCGAAAUCUUGAUCAACGAAGAGUCAGAUGUUUUGGGACCCCUUCACUCGCCAUCAACGCCAUUGACACCUUCCAUCCGCACACCGCUGAGUCAAGCAUCACCAAGGGCAUCGCCGAGGGCAUCAUCUGAGUGUCUCGGAAGGGCAACUUCCAACGACGAUCAAUCAGCUGGUACUGCAACGCCACCAAUUGGUAAGAAGCGUCCUCUGCUUGAGCCUUCCGUCGUUUUCAAGAAAUUCAACAACUUUGCAGACUUGCACUCCUUCUCAUUUGGUCAAGGCCCAAAGGGCCGGAAGGAAAGUGCUGGUGGCCAGGACCCUAUGUCGUCUCCUCGGAUGAGUGCAGAAGGCAGUAUCCAACGACCGUCAUCUGCACGUGUGAGCCUUGGAAGCAGUAUUGACAGCGAGAUCACCCGAGACGUGAUGCUUAUCAAUCCUGUUACUGGAGAACGCAAGAUGUCCGCCAUUCGGCCCUCGUUAUCGGUGGAGCAACUGCGCCGACCUAGUGCGCUGCGACGAAGUUCUUCUGCGACUUCUAUGUACACAUUGGUUAGAAGAGAGUCGCUGUCAGCUGACAAACUACGGACACGCUCAACAGCUUCUCGACCCAGUCUCUCCGGGAGGAAUACUUCGAUACCCCUGUCAUCUGAUCAAAGGCCCAUGUCGACAGAAUCUGCAUCACAAACAAGGACCCCCUCGUUCACCACUGAUCAACGCACUCGCAAUUACUCGUCUUCGACACGUCAUUUGUCUAGUGCUUCCAACGCCCGGACCAUGUCGAGCACUCGGAACAUGUCUCAUUCCUCUUAUGCUCGUACUAUGUCUAGCACAAGGACCAUGUCAAACUCAACAUGGUCAAGAACGAUGUCGACAUUCUCAAGAGCUUCAUCAACAACAUCAGUAACAACGUGUGAUUUCGAGGCAGACAGGAAUAUUUGCAACGAGAUCCAGGAUACCUAUCCGGAUGAACAACCACGCCGCAAGUCAUCGCUAUUGGUUCCCUUAUUCGGCAAUUUUCAGUGGCGCAAACCAGAGCCUGCAAUUACUCUACCAAUCCAGGAACCUGUGCCUGCCUACCAAGAAGCAUUGGCAGAUGUUGAGGAAGAUCCUGACUUUGUGGAAGUCGAAAUCGAGCCCAAAGCCGGAUCUGUGUCCAGAAGAGCUUCGCUAAUUGCGAACAUCUUCACAAACAACGAUGUUGAUGUAGAUCCAGACCUCAAAUUCGAACCUUUAGCCUCCGAGACACAGAUCAAGCAGGGCGUUGCAGAAGCUCAGGUCGAAAGAAGCCAGCGCAAAAUGCUCUACUCCCGCAAUGUCGCAACAGCAUCACUCGGAACUAUUAACGCAAUCUGUGUUGUCUUAUCAUUUGGACUAUUCACUGUCUGGUAUGCCGUUGCACCCCUUGUCCUGGUCGCACCUCUUCUCAGAUCGGUCAUGGUCCUCCAAGUACUAGGCGACCAUCUCUACACAAAAGUCAGAUCACUGUUACGGCCUCAACAGGAUUGGUCCGAAUCUCCUGCUAUGGACUAUGCUACUAUUUUGUCAUUCUCUAACGAGACGCAAGAAAUGAUGGAAAGCACCCUCGACUCUCUCGUGAAUCAACAAGGUAUCGAUAUGUCUAAAAACCUGUUGAUUAUCUCUUGCAACGAUCAGAUGCUGGACAGCACUCGUGCCAAAACUACCACAAGGAUUCUUCUCGAACAUGUUUUCACAAACAUCGUUGAUGAAGCAAAGUUCCAGAUUCCACGUGAGGAUGACGAGUACGAGUUCGAUGCUCUAUGGUGCCGUAGGGGAAUCUACAAAGGCUUGCCGUACAUCUUGAUGGUCAAGGAGGGCGGAACAGCCAAAGUGGAGAAUCUCAACUUGAUCCGAAAUUUAGUUCAUUCUUACAACUUGCGUAAGGAGUCAUAUCACAACACUGCCCCUUCUGCAUUCUUUGCCUGGUACAAGGAAUGGGCAGAGUUACAUGAUUUUGCAUCUUUCGACUUCCUCGUCAACGUCAGCUCCAAUACUGCUCUUGACGAGCGCUGCAUUUUGGAGCUGUACCGCCAGUCUCUUACGAGCUCAACCUCUGUCGCCAUCUCCAGCCGUGUCGAGAUCGAGCCUAGCACGUACAAGUGGAGCUUAGGAAACUUGUUCGACAAUGCUCAUCUCAUGUACGACCAGGUACGACAGUCUCAUCAAUCGCAGUUUACCCACAAGGUCAACCCCAUACCAGAUGCUUGCCAGAUGCUCAAAGUUUGUGAGGAGACUUGCGGGCAGCAAACCCUGGAGGACAUCAAAGGUCAUCAUGCCUCGCCUAUGAGCAAUAUGGUAAAGCAGAUGUGCUCGACUGUUGACGAAGAUGACAUGACGAUGCACGCUUCAUCUGGAAUUACCACUCAGCAAGCCCUUCACGCUGUCACAUACGCCCGCCCUUCUAUCACCCUCUCUGAGUUUUUCGUGGAGCGCCAAAGACUUGCAUUCUUGACUUGCGCCGUUAACCUUGCUAUCGUCCGCAACAGCCAGACGCACUGGUUCGAAAGACUUUCAUCCGGCGCCGAGUUGCUGGCGUGGUGCCUCCCUAUCUUCUCCCUGGCCAUCAUUGUCAACUUCAUCCGUGCCGCCGCAAUGGCGCAGAACAUUCCAGUACUGAUCGUGCUCAGUGCAGUCGCCCUUCUGCCAUGGGUUUAUGGAUUUACUUCCGCAAUGUGGUUAGCUCGUUCUUGGGAAGCGAGAGUACGCUAUGUACUUGGCUUUUUCAUCAUGGCUGUUGCAGGUCCGUUCGUUGCUAUUUAUGCUGUUGCUUCUACCGUUCUCAACUUGCAUCGUGUCCGUCAGAGGGAGUCCAAAAGCAGACAUCCUUCUGCUACCACAAAAAUCAUGUAUUCCGGCGUUUGAUUGGGGAGCACAAAAUCGUGUGCUGCUUCUUGUUCGUUUUCUUUUCUCUAGAUACCCCCUUUUGACUUGUAUAUAUUAUCUUCUCAUACAAAGCUAUCUCGCCAUACCAACUUUGAGUCC
Molecule: messenger RNA, 3661 nt
Organism: Aureobasidium pullulans EXF-150
Lineage: Eukaryota; Fungi; Ascomycota; Dothideomycetes; Dothideales; Saccotheciaceae
Exons: 1
Coding region: 116-3541 (1141 amino acids)
Source: RefSeq, a predicted model, not a curated record